Ipomoea nil (Japanese morning glory) is the source of this 738-nucleotide messenger RNA. RefSeq names its product basic form of pathogenesis-related protein 1-like. The record is from RefSeq and is a predicted model, not a curated record. NCBI's taxonomy places the organism in Eukaryota, Viridiplantae, Streptophyta, Magnoliopsida, Solanales, Convolvulaceae. Bases 78 to 581 code for a protein of 167 amino acids. Gene Ontology annotation, cellular component: extracellular region. The transcript has a single exon.
GAGAGACUUUACAUACAUUCUUCCAUUUCCCUUUCCUUUUUCUUCCAUCUGAUCUGCAAAUCAGAAUAAAGAAGGAAAUGGAGUUCUCUUUUCUGCAGGUUUCCAUCGCUAUAAUGGCCUUAGCCGCCGUUGCCCAGACAUCCCUCGCCCUCCCUGAUACCAACGGUGAGUCUAAUUCCGUUAAAGACUUUCUUGCCGGACAUAACGCGGCCCGGGCAUCCGUUGGCGUUCCGCCUCUUAGGUGGAACGCCACCGUGGCGGCCUACGCGGAAGCCUAUGCGGCCCAGAGGUCCACCGACUGUGCGCUAGAGCACUCGGGAGGGCCGUACGGGGAAAACAUCGCCGAGGGCUACGGCGACUUGUCGGCGGCGGAUUCCGUGAAGAUGUGGGCCGGUGAGAAGCCGAACUACGACUACGCGUCGAAUUCUUGCGUCGGCGGCGAGUGCUUGCAUUAUACGCAGGUGGUUUGGCGCAACACCGUGAGUAUUGGCUGUGCUAGGGCUGCAUGCCAGAAUGGUUGGAUGUUCGUCACAUGCAACUAUUAUCCUCCCGGUAACUAUGAAGGUGAACGUCCUUAUUAAGGAUAAUUCACCUAUUUUUCUCAAUUGGAUUAGUCUCGUCGAAGGUAGUAUAUGUUAAAAAAAAAAUACAAUACAAAAAUCAUAUGUUGUCAUGUAAUAAUAAUAUUGGUUCAUGCAUGGAUGUUAGUUCAAUCCAAAUUUCAACUUUUUCAUUCUU